AUGUAUAACCUAAUCCUGUUGCAUCAUCGUCAAAGUACUAACUCUUUACACCAGAAUCUUUCCUUCAUUCUCAACAAACCAUUCGAUGUCAAAUUCGAACAAAAGCCCAAACCAACCCUAUCUUCCCCUCACGAUGUACUGGUCGCAGUAAACUACACCGGAAUCUGCGGAAGCGAUGUUCAUUACUGGGUGGAAGGUCGCAUCGGCGACUUCAUCGUCGAGAACCCCAUGGUACUAGGUCAUGAAUCAUCCGGAACCGUCACACAAGUUGGAGAUGCCGUCAAGAGCGUCAAGGUGGGAGACCGCGUGGCUUUGGAACCAGGAACGCCCUGCAGAAGAUGCACGCCGUGUCUGAGUGGCCAUUAUAAUCUCUGCGACGACAUGAGAUUCGCAGCCACACCUCCAUAUGACGGCACACUCACAGGAUUCUGGUCAUCGCCCGAGGAUUUCUGUUAUAAACUUCCAGACCACGUUACUCUGCAAGAAGGCGCGCUCGUCGAACCUCUCGCCGUAGCCGUCCAUAUCGUCAAGCAAGCCGAGAUCAAGCCUGGACAAACAGUCGUAGUCAUGGGUGCAGGUCCAGUUGGACUUCUCUGCUGCGCAGUCGCAAAAGCAUACGGAGCAUCCAAGAUCGUCAGCGUUGACAUUCAAGCUUCGCGCUUAGAAUUCGCUGCAAAGUACGCUGCCACUCACACAUUCACACCUGAACGCGUCGCCGCCACAGAAAACGCCGCACGUCUUCUAAAAGAAACCGGCCUCGUCGGUGGUGCUGAUGCUGUGAUUGACGCAUCAGGCGCCGAACCCUCAAUCCAAACAUCGAUCCACGUCGUGCGUCGCGGCGGCAUCUAUGUGCAAGGCGGUAUGGGCAAACCAGAUAUCAAUUUCCCUAUUAUGGCGCUGUGCACAAAGGAGAUUACCUGCAAGGGCAGUUUUAGGUAUGGGAGCGGUGAUUACAAGUUGGCUGUGGAGUUUGUGGCUAGUGGGAAGGUGGAUGUUAAGGCGCUUAUUACGGGGACGGUCAAGUUUGAGGAUGCGGAACAGGCGUUCAAGGAUGUUAAGGAGGGUAAGGGGAUCAAGGUGCUGAUUGCGGGACCAAAUGAGAAGUGA
Glarea lozoyensis ATCC 20868 is the source of this 1107-nucleotide messenger RNA. Its product is annotated as GroES-like protein. The record is from RefSeq and is a predicted model, not a curated record. Gene Ontology annotation, biological process: D-sorbitol catabolic process. The transcript has a single exon. Bases 1 to 1107 code for a protein of 368 amino acids. Gene Ontology annotation, molecular function: L-iditol 2-dehydrogenase (NAD+) activity; zinc ion binding. NCBI's taxonomy places the organism in Eukaryota, Fungi, Ascomycota, Leotiomycetes, Helotiales, Helotiaceae.